Messenger RNA from Haemorhous mexicanus (house finch), 6625 nucleotides. It is a transcript of the gene DCAF6, whose product is annotated as DDB1 and CUL4 associated factor 6. Lineage: Eukaryota; Metazoa; Chordata; Aves; Passeriformes; Fringillidae. Gene Ontology annotation, molecular function: protein binding. Bases 95 to 2353 code for a protein of 752 amino acids. The record is from RefSeq and is a predicted model, not a curated record. Gene Ontology annotation, biological process: positive regulation of transcription by RNA polymerase II. Gene Ontology annotation, cellular component: cytoplasm; Cul4-RING E3 ubiquitin ligase complex. The transcript has 17 exons.
CCCGCUCGGCGGUUCCCAUGGUGAUCGCGCGCGCCCGGCCGGUCCCGGCGCAUCCCCCCCGCUCGGCGCGCGCCGUUCCCGCCCUCGCGGGGCCAUGUCCCGCGGGCGCUGCCCACACCUGCUCUGGGACGUGCGCAAGCGGACCCUGGGGCUGGAGGAGCCCGGAUUGCUGCGCAGGCACUACCUCGGGAGAAGAGAAUUUAUCCAAAGAUUAAAACUUGAAGCAACCUUGAAUGUGCAUGAUGGAUGUGUGAAUACAAUUUGCUGGAAUGAUACAGGAGAAUAUAUCUUGUCUGGUUCAGAUGACACCAACCUGGUCAUUACUAAUCCCUACAGCAGAAAGGUUCUCACAACGAUUCACUCAGGACACAGAGCCAAUAUUUUCAGUGCAAAGUUCCUACCAUGCACCAAUGACAAACAGAUUGUUUCUUGUUCCGGAGACGGAGUCAUUUUCUACACGAAUGUUGAACAGGAUGCAGAGACCAACAGGCAAUGCCAGUACACCUGCCACUAUGGGACUACCUACGAGAUUAUGACAGUACCAAAUGAUCCCUACACUUUCCUCUCUUGUGGUGAGGAUGGCACUGUGAGAUGGUUUGAUACUCGCAUCAAAACAAGUUGCACAAAGGAAGAUUGUAAAGAUGAUAUUUUAAUAAACUGUCGUCGUGCUGCCACCUCUGUUGCUAUCUGUCCACCCAUCCCCUACUACCUGGCUGUAGGCUGUUCUGACAGCUCAGUGAGGAUUUAUGACAGGAGAAUGCUUGGCACAAGGGCAACAGGAAAUUAUGCUGGCAGGGGCACUGUUGGAAUGGUGGCACGUUUUGUCCCUCCUCAUCUCAACAACAAAUCCUGCAGGGUAACAUCCCUGUGUUACAGUGAAGAUGGCCAAGAGAUCCUUGUGAGCUACUCCUCAGAUUACAUUUACUUGUUUGAUCCCAAGGAUGACACAGCACGAGAACUUAAAGUCCCUUCUGCAGAAGAGAGAAGGGAAGAGUUACGUCAGCCUCCCGUUAAACGUCUGCGGCUCAGAGGGGAUUGGUCAGAUACUGGGCCAAGAGCAAGGCCUGAGAGUGAGAGAGAGAGAGAUGGGGAGCAGAGUCCCAAUGUCUCUCUGAUGCAGAGGAUGUCAGACAUGCUGUCAAGGUGGUUUGAAGAAGCCAGUGAAGUUGCACAGAGCAAUCGAGGACGAGGAAGAUCACGGUCCAGAGGUGGGACUAAUCGGACUGAUGCUCCUUCUACUAAUAACAUGGCACCUAGUAGAGAAUCAGAAACUGCAAUGGAAGUAGAUGGUUCUGAACAGCUUCCAUCAUCUUCCUCUUCUACCAUGUCAGCUCAAGCUCCUUCCACAUCAUCUUCAACAGAAAGUCCCCCUUCAACUUCAUUAUUGUCCUCUCCUGAUAAUGAACAAAGGCCUUCUUUUGGGGCCUCAACUCAGCCUGUGCUGCAUCAGUCUGAGUUAAUGGGACCCGAGUUAGCAAUAAUCCGUAGGGGCCUGCAGCGACUGAGGCUUAAGAAGGCAGAGCAGCAGAGACAGCGAGAGCUGGCUGAGGGUUCUGCACAGCCCUCCUCUUCUGAGCAGGCCACCCCUAAGGGCUCCUCACAGGACCCUCAGGCAGCAGAUUCUCCUUCUUCAGUGGUUAACAAACAGCUUGGAUCCAUGUCACUUGAUGAGCCACAGGAGAGUGAUAAGCCACGAACAGGAACAGGUGAACCAGUUUUAAGUUUGCACUACAGUACAGAAGGAACGACUACAAGCACAAUAAAACUGGACUUCACUGAUGAGUGGAGUAGCAUAAAUUCAAGCUCUAGAGGGAGUGGAAGUCAUUGCAAAACUGAAGGCCAAGAAGACUCUGUAAAAACAAAAGCUUUGGAUGAAUCAGGGCCUGAUGGGGAAGAAACAAGGGUUCCUGAUGAAUCUCUCAAGGAAGAUGCAAGUGCUGAAGAGCUGAAAAAUACAGAUGAAGCUGCAGAGACAACAGAAGCAACAGUAUCAGAUAAAGCUGCUCCUGAGCACUCCGGAAUUCAAGCAGAAAAAAUCGGCCCCAAUGCUGAUGCUGUCUCUGGGAACGCAGAGGAAGAAGCCUCCAGUGAGCAGGGGGCACACCAAGACAUUUGCAGCCAGAGCACUGACCCCAGUGCCACCACGCCGCUGGCCAGCGAGGAGCCUCAGUCCCAGCCGGAAUCCUCGGGGCUGGCGGCUCCGGACGAGGCCUCCACCAGGAGCUCGGCCCUGCAGGAAACCGACGACAGCGAUGACGACCCUGUCCUCAUCCCGGGGGCCAGGUAUCGAGGAGGCCCUGGGCACAGAUAUAAUAUCAGAGGAACAGCGAUAGGUGAUAGAAUAAUGAGGUAAUUAAUUAUUUUAUUCCUCCCCCCUCCUUUUUCUUGCCAUAUAUUGGAUUUAUCAGGUUCUGGUUUUUCAUAUCUAACUGGCAUUUUAAGAAUUGCUGUACUUCAAAUGCUAUGAAUUACAGAGCAUAUUGCUUGAGUUAUAUUUAGCUGCAUGUGUUGCAUGGAAAUUGAAAAGAAAUGGCAGUGUAUACAUUUUACAACCUAUUAACAUUUUUAUUGUGUGCCGUAGAAAUUAAUGGAAUUUGAAAAGUGUGUAGCUUGUUAAAAGAAAUAUUCCUUUUAUUCUUUUUUUAAUUGAGCUGCUGAGGAACGAGUUAUAUUUGCAUGGGCUACUGCUGACUUGCUUUGUCUGUAGUAGAGAACAUCCAGUUCUGGACAAAAAUAUAAGACUACAUGAAUCAAAAACCAUUUAUAUUUUUUGCCUGAACAAGAUUAUGGAACUAAGUUUAAUUAUUAGAGCUAUAUUGGGUAAUACACAUUUAGAAAGAUAGAUGCUAAAUUUUACACAAUAUUGCUUUUAAUGAAGUUAAAUGAAAAAAACCCAAACACUUGAUAUCAUAUUCUUCAUUGAAAUACUUGAGGGAAGCAGUUGUUAGAACAUAUAAGGCAAUUUGGGUAAUUGUGUUUGGCCACAUGCUGUAAGAGGGACAAACUCCUCUGCUGUGAUUUCAGCCAGAGGCCAUCUAGAGGGGAAAUGGCCCAAAGUUGUUACAGUGAUGAAAAUGAACAUCUUGGCUUUCUGUGGCUGCAAAGGCAAAGGUGCAGGAUGAGGUUCCAUAAAAGACUUAGCCUGAGUCCUCUAUUUUAAAUGCCUCCAGGAGAGUGGUGCAAAUCUGUAUUUCUUUGUCUUAUAUUUUCAUAUUAGCUGCAAUUGGAAUACCUGGAUUUAACUCACCAGCUUUCUUAGAUGUUCAGGAGUCUUUGUUGUUUGUAGUUGAAAUUUUACAAUAGGCUUUCUUUCUAUAUUCAGCAUGCUUACCAAGGAGUUCUUUAGCUCUUCAGCAGAGCCCAAGGGAAUAUUAGUUUCAUAUUGCUAUAAAUUUAAUAUAAAAUAAAUGAUGCAUUCAACAUAGAAUGUUCUAUCAGUCUGUUAUUCUCUGCUUUUCAUCAUCAUUCAUCAGCAUAUCAGGUGAAAAUUUUUAAAUGUUUUGUAACUGAGAAUAGUUUAAACAUUGAUUGUGUUUGAAAGCUGGGAAAUUACCUAGGAGGGCAUUACAGUAAACAUUUGGUUUUGUAUUAUCAGCAGUGAAAUAACUUGGGCUUUAGGGGUAGUGACAGUGUGCUGUUAACAGGAUGGUUUUGCCUUUGGUGUUGAGCUGUCUUAAUGCUUGAAAUUUGACAGCAGCAGUAAAUCUCUUCCACAGGUUCAGAGGCUCCUAAAGGAAGUAAUCAAUAUCAGAAAUAUAAUCAAAUAUUGGCAUUUAGUCAAAGAAUCUAUUUUAAUAUGGUGGUUAAGGCAAGCCUUUGGAAUUCUUGGGCAGAUCAGUGGUAGCUGGCAAGUGGGUUUCUUUGCAGGAUCAAUGAAGAAAUGCCAGACCUGGAUCAAGGUUUGCUGCAGUGGUUUAGAUACGCACACAGAUAAUAUCAGGAUCAUGGAAUGCCCUGAGUUGGAAGGGACCCACAACUGAGUCCAACUCAAUUGGACACCCCCAGGAAUCCCACCAUGUGCCUGAGAGCAUUGUCCAGAUGACCAUAGGGCGCUGGAGAAAUAAGAUCUAAGUUAAUGGUUAUAAGCCUUAGGUUCUCUGCAAUUGUUUUGGAUAGGGAAAACAGUGCAAAGGAGAAGAUGGUAACAACAGUGGAUAAAAAAUAAGAUGUUAACAUUAGGGAGCUCAAGAGAAAGAAUCAGAGUUUGUGGUCCUCAGCACUGGUUCACUGGAAGAUGUCUCUGCCCCUGCCAGGGGCUUGGGAGAUGAUGUUUAAGGUCUCUUCCAGCCCAAAGCUGUCUACAAUGAAAAAAAGACCAUUUUUGUCUGUGUGUGAGUACAUUUGGAAACUUGGGAAGUGAAAAAAAUCCUCAGUACUGAAGGAAUCAAUACUGAGCUCAAUACACAGUGCAGAGCUGAGACAAGAGGGAUGGAGCAAGGAAGGAGGGAGACGUGAGCUCUGCGCAGCUGAGCUCAGGAGACUGGCCAUUAUCAGCCUAGGAUAAUGGUAUUUGGAAGAAGCAGGGUUAUCUCAGGUACCAGAUGAGUUUUAUGGCAGCCACUACAUUAUUGCCCUUUAACAAACAAACCAGGUAUUUAAUUGUGCAAAUUGUACAGAUUCUUGUUUUUAAAAAAAUCCUCAUUACGCUUCAGAACUUCUAAAUAUACAGAAAACACCCUAUGUGACAACUUAUAUAUUUUAAGACUUAGCUUAUGUGUAUACAUAUUUUCCAUUUCUCUCCAUUUAUAAUAUAUAGCUGUGGAUCAGUUUGCAUCACAGGAUUUUUGUGGGUUUGUUUUUUUGUUUGCCUAUCUUGAAUCUAUGUUUAACUAAAAAAAUAUGGCUUCACUUCAGAAUCCCUACUCCAUUAAUCUCGGGCUUAAUUUAAAUGGACUUUUAAUAAUUAAUUAGAACUAUUAACUUUGAGGGCUUUAAACCUGGCUGAUCAUAAGGGGAAAAGCAGUGCUCUGUGAAUGCUUCCUAGAACUGUACCCAUUGAUGGGGUUGCCUGAGGAGUUCCCACACAAUGUGCAUAAAUUCCAUUGUCUGACAUUUUGUGCUUGGAAGAGCAGUGUGGAAGGGAAGCAGCAGCUCUCAGCCAGGCUCAGCUCAAGCUGACCUCAGAACAGUUCAAAUGGCACAGCACACUUCUGUACCCACUGAGGCUCCAAGUGAUGAGGCUGCUACUGUGUUUGUGUUGGCAAAGACAGGAAUUGCUCAUCACAAAUACAAAUGAAAACAGCUAUGUCAGAUUUUAAAAUUCCUGCACGUGUAUGACUUAAAAAUAAUUAUAGAAAAUCUAUAGUUAUCAACAAGUAAUAUCUCUCAGAAAGAAGGCUUUUUCCUGUAAUGUUCUUUGUUCUGAAAUGUCACUAAAUUGGGCUCAUAUUUAUGUUUUCUGGAGCAGACUUGCCUCUGCCAUGUUCUUGCUUUCUGCAAGGCUCAAUCCCAGUAUGAGAGUUGUGUGUGCUUGGCUGCCUUCUCGCUGGUAAAGGUAAUCAUUGGCUUCCAAGACAACUAAAUAGAAAUCCACUUCUGCCUUUUAAAAUGAGGCCCCAAAUGAGGAGGUUAAAUUCAGAGCUCCAUUUAGUUGAAAGACAGUUUUAACCAAAAGUUGCUUCUGUGCUUCUGCUCUUAUUUAAAAAUGCAUGAUUCUGAUUGCUGAGUAGUAUUGAGGUUUUUUUGCAAUGUCUGCAUAUUUCAGCCUAGGGAAAUGGGGAGGAGGAAAUCAAUUUUCAUAGAGAUGUCUGGAUGAAAAAUUGUGCAAGAAACUACUUUGCUUUACCAAUUAGCUACUUUAAUAUCAUCUUCUAAUCCCAAGACUUAUUACUGCUGUCCAGCAAGUAACCCUUCUGCAACAGCUGGACAAGUCUACUGCUCUGUCAGUCCUAAUGAUGUUUAACUUCCCAGCCUCUUCACUGCACAUCCUUAAUUAAUUAAUGUGAAUAAAUGCACCAAAAUUGCAAGAAAAGGAAUCACAGUAAAUGAUAGAUGCUUUUACUUUCUCAUACAAACCCCAUCUUUUUUUAAAAGCAAGUGAAACCCAAAUCUGCACAAAUAAUGGUUUGAAGUUUCUGUAAGUGUUUGAUGCAGCCUAUCAUGUGUCUGUCACCCUUUUUCCUUUAUGUAGAAGCAAACUGGUGAGGAGAAUAACUCAGUGAUCUUUAAAGCACAGUAGAUAAAGAACGUAGGCUUCUUUUUUUACCCCUCUGUUUAUGAAGAAGUUGUGAAGAACCCUCUUAAAUCUGUUGAAGAUUAAAGUUGAAACUCGGCAUACUAUAAGGAAUAACUAAAAAAUACAGUGUAUUUAUUUACUGUAGUAUAAAAAAGAUGAACCAGGAAAUUGCCUGGGGAUUGAAAGGAUAGAAAACUCUCACCAAGGAAGUAGUAGUAGUCUACUUUUUCUGGUGCUGUUUGCUAGGCAAACAUCUAAGAAAUGUGUUAUAAUAAAUAGCACACUGUUAAGUGGGUCUAUUGACUGGUGCUUUCAAAACUCUUCUGGUCUCUAUUAAAAAAGUAUUAAAAUUUAUUUUGAAAGCUUAGCUGUAUUAGGUGAUCUGUCUUAGUAAAACAGUGUGUGGUUUGUUGGUUUAUUUGUUUUUAUAGUAAAUAAAUUUGCAUUAAU